This is a messenger RNA of Eucalyptus grandis, 986 nucleotides long. RefSeq lists its product as uncharacterized. The record is from RefSeq and is a predicted model, not a curated record. The transcript has 2 exons. Bases 86 to 415 code for a protein of 109 amino acids. NCBI's taxonomy places the organism in Eukaryota, Viridiplantae, Streptophyta, Magnoliopsida, Myrtales, Myrtaceae.
CCACCUCCUCCUCCCUGUUCUCCCCCGGGAUCACCGCAAGAAAAACUGUACCUUUAUAAUAAUCGACACAACGGUCUUCGGUCACAUGGCGCCUCUAGCCUUGUUUUCAAAAAAGUUGAGGGACUUAAGGAUGGGGAACUGCUCAAUCAAAGGGGAUGCUGAGAAGAGCCCCUCUACCAAGAAGAGCGGCAACUUCCGGGUGCUCACCGAUGCCGGGGUGGUCGUCGAGUUCCAGGGCCCCAAGAUAGUCCAGGACGUGCUCGAUCACUACCCCGGGUACGGCGUCUACAGGCAGGGCCGCGCGUCGUCUCAGUUGCCUUGUGAUGAGCGUCUUGCUGGGGCCAAUUGUAUUACCUUCUUCCACUGCAGAAGGAGCAAGGGCAGGAACCAGGCGUGGAAAAUGAGUGCGAAUUAGAGGUGAAAGAGGAUGUCAGCCUGGCUGCUGGGUCACAGGGGAGAUCUUUGGUCGCCAGGUCGGAUCUCGUCGAGAACUUUGCUGGGGGGCUGGGCCCAGCGAUGGAGGUGCUGCCGCGGGACGGGAACGGGAUGUGGAAGGUGAAGCUGGUGAUGGAUACAAAGCAGCUGGAGGAGAUAUUGUCUCAGCAGGUCAAUGUGGAGGCCCUGAUAGAGCAGAUGAGGAUGGCCGCAAGUUCGGCUACCCUCCCGCCGAAGAGAGCAAGGGGUUCAUGGGGGGUCGGCUGGAGGCCAGCUCUUUCUAAUGUGUUCAAAGUUGGGUUUGAUGAUGGGAAGUGAAAGCAAGCAGUGAGGGCUUUGCUUGACAGCCUGCUCUAGUGGGAAGGACUAGGGAAGGUGUAGUGAGUGACUUUCUAGUAUCCAUGUGAAACGGCAUGAUAUGUCUGAUUAUCAUGCGUGUAUAUACUGAUCUUUAGCUUGACUUACCAUUCCAAUUUGGGUGGCAACAUUGUAACUUGAGUGAUCUGGAUUUUGGCUUUCAUGUCUCUCUUGAAUUUCUUAGAGUUUGGACC